UUGCCAACUGCCCUAUUCCUCUCCCACCUGGCCUCUGUCACUCUGUCAAGUUCCAUUUCGUGGACACAUGUGAAAUUAUUUGAGCCGAUUUUAUUUUUAGGAAUUCAAUUGAAUAAGCCAAUAUGCCAUCCGACGCCAAAAAACGUGAACAGCAAAAGAAAAAAGAGGCCGCGAAGGCUAGGCAGGCUGGGAAAAAAACUGAGAAACCUAAAGCUGAAGAACAAAGUGAAGCUAUUAAGACCAAUGGACAAGUGAAUGGGAUUUCUAACGGAUCAACUGAAAUGAGCGCAGAAGAGGCUCUUUGUGCCAAGUUAGAAUCUGAUGCCAGACUAAAUGCAGAGGCUCGAGCUUGUACCGGUUCAUUAGCGGUCCAUCCAAAAUCGCGAGACAUCAAGAUCGACACGUUCUCCAUCACGUUUCAUGGUUGCGAAAUGUUGCAAGACGCCUUGCUCGAGUUGAACUGCGGUCGGCGGUAUGGCCUGUUAGGUCUCAAUGGCAGUGGCAAAUCCACCAUAUUGGCUGUGUUAGGAAAUAGAGAGGUGCCUAUUCCAGAGCAUAUCGACAUUUUUCAUUUGACACGUGAGAUGCCAGCCUCUGACAAGUCUGCUCUCAAGUGCGUCAUGGAGGUAGACGAGGAAAGAGUGAGGUUAGAAAAAUUAGCAGAACAAUUGGUUGCUUGCGAAGAUGACGAAUCUCAGGAACAACUCAUGGACAUUUACGAGCGUCUCGAUGAAAUAUCUGCGGAUACAGCAGAAGCGAGAGCUGCUAACAUUCUGCACGGUCUCGGUUUCACAAGGGAGAUGCAAAAUAAAAAAACUAAAGAUUUCAGCGGAGGUUGGAGAAUGCGUAUCGCUCUUGCGAGAGCCCUGUACGUGAAACCCCACUUGUUGCUUCUCGAUGAACCCACCAAUCAUCUGGAUUUGGAUGCCUGUGUAUGGUUAGAAGAGGAAUUAAGAAAUUAUAAGCGAAUCCUUGUUUUGAUCUCACACUCACAAGAUUUCCUGAACGGCGUUUGCACAAAUAUAAUUCAUAUUAAUAAAAAAAGGCUCAAAUACUAUACCGGUAACUAUGAUGCCUUUGUGAAAACUAGAAUGGAACUCUUGGAAAAUCAAAUGAAGCAGUAUAACUGGGAACAGGAUCAGAUCAAUCAUAUGAAGAACUACAUCGCUAGAUUCGGUCACGGUUCAGCAAAGCUUGCUAGGCAGGCACAGUCUAAGGAAAAAACAUUGGCUAAGAUGGUGGCGCAAGGAUUGACAGAAAAAGUGACCAGUGAUAAAUUAGUUACCUUCUAUUUUCCCAGCUGUGGCACUAUCCCACCUCCUGUCAUUAUGGUACAAAAUGUCAGUUUCAGGUAUAGCGAUACCACGCCUUGGAUAUACAGAAAUUUGGAAUUCGGUAUAGAUUUAGAUACCAGGCUUGCCCUUGUAGGACCCAACGGGGCUGGAAAAAGUACCUUGUUGAAGUUAUUAUACGGAGAGCUAACACCAACAGAAGGCAUGAUUCGGAAAAAUUCACAUUUACGAAUUGCUAGGUAUCACCAACAUUUGCACGAGCUUCUCGAUUUGGACCUGUCUCCUCUUGAAUAUAUGUUGAAAGAAUUUCCGGAGGUGAAGGAAAAGGAAGAAAUGAGGAAGAUCAUCGGACGAUAUGGUUUAACUGGAAGACAACAGGUAUGUUCCCUUUUAUUUUCUUACAUGUCCUCUGAAAAAAAAACUACUAUGUAUAAUGUGAGAGUUUCCAACUAAAGGUAUAAAAUAUUAUAACAACUCUUCA
This is a messenger RNA of Leptinotarsa decemlineata (Colorado potato beetle), 1773 nucleotides long. Its product is annotated as ATP-binding cassette sub-family F member 2. The record is from RefSeq and is a predicted model, not a curated record. Gene Ontology annotation, molecular function: ATP hydrolysis activity; ATP binding. NCBI's taxonomy places the organism in Eukaryota, Metazoa, Arthropoda, Insecta, Coleoptera, Chrysomelidae.